Closterium sp. NIES-67 is the source of this 816-nucleotide messenger RNA. Lineage: Eukaryota; Viridiplantae; Streptophyta; Zygnematophyceae; Desmidiales; Closteriaceae. The record is from the annotation of a GenBank genome assembly.
AACACGUCAGCACUCCAGAAACGAAGGGGAGUGUUGGAAAUAUCUCGAAGGACUUAAGCUCUUGUUGGGCUGAGAAAAGCCCUUGGGAUCUUUCCAGAGACUAAGUCCCAACUGUAAAGACUUGGGGUAGUGCAGCGGAAGUUGAGGCAGUUGAACCCUUGUACUAGUAUGUGAGAACAAGUGAUAAUAAAAAGGCAAACAUACAGCAAUAUAUAGAAGAUAAGAAACAGUUGUAGAGUACAGUUGCAGGAGUCGCACUCCAGGUUUUCGUUGUUGGCGACGGUGAUGACGACGUCGCGGUUGAGCCGUUUCUCCUGUUGCACGAAGCGUCCCGAGGAGCACAUGUGUUGACCGCAGCAGCUGUCCAGGAACCAGGUGUUUCGUCCGGUUGGUUCGGCGUUGGCGACCGCAGCGUACGUCGGAUUGACUUGAAGUCCUUGUGAGCGUGGUGGCGGGAGCUCUUCUUCGUCUGGCGCAUGUUGAAGAGCGCCUUGGGGGACUUGCUUGGGUUGAAGCAACUUGUGGGUCUGCUGGACGGUAAACGCGAGGGCGGUUGCAGUGGACCUUGGAGUGCCCGGAAGUCUGACAGUUGUGGCAGAACGGCGGCACAAAGGUCCAUCUCCUGUUGUUCAGCGUGAAGCUCGGCGCAGAGGUGCAUCUCCGAAAUUCUUCCGUGGGCGCGAAGAAGUGAUCGUGUGGUUCUCCAUUCUGGCCCGAGCCCGGCGAGGACAAGUGUCACGAAGCUUUCUUCAGUGAUUGUUCCUCCGCACCGAAGCAGGCGGUCGCGGAGAGUCUGGCAUCGACUCAUAUAUUGCA